This is a messenger RNA of Salvia miltiorrhiza (redroot sage), 1304 nucleotides long. RefSeq names its product serine/arginine-rich splicing factor SR45a. Lineage: Eukaryota; Viridiplantae; Streptophyta; Magnoliopsida; Lamiales; Lamiaceae. The record is from RefSeq and is a predicted model, not a curated record. Bases 90 to 1163 code for a protein of 357 amino acids. Gene Ontology annotation, biological process: positive regulation of mRNA splicing, via spliceosome. Gene Ontology annotation, molecular function: RNA binding. The transcript has 7 exons. Gene Ontology annotation, cellular component: spliceosomal complex.
AGAGAAAUCUACAGACUUAACUGAGAGAAAAGAGAAGAGAAGAGAAGAGGGGAGAGAGAAAAAUAAUUUGCCGUCUGAUCUACGUCAAGAUGUCAUACUCGAGGAGAUCAAGUUAUAGGUCCCCUUCACCUUACAACAAGCGCUACAGUAGGUCUGUCUCGAGGUCUCCGUCAAGGAGUAGGUCAAGGAGCUGUGAUUCCAGUGAUGCUGAGAAUCCAGGAAAUAAUCUGUACGUGACUGGACUUUCCACCCGUGUGACAAAGAGAGACCUCGAGAAGCAUUUCUCAACUGAAGGAAAGGUUGAAGAUGUUCACCUUGUCGUCGAUCCAUGGACAAGGGAAUCGCGAGGGUUUGGUUUCGUGACUAUGUCCUCUCUGGAUGAGGCCGAAAGCUGCAUCAAAUACCUGGACCGAUCUGUUCUUGAAGGCAGGGUUAUAUCUGUGGAGAAGGCUAAACGACGAAGGGGACGGACACCUACUCCGGGGAGGUAUCUUGGGCUGAAAACAGUUCAUGUGCGCCGCCGAUCUCCUAGCUACUCACGCGACUCUAGAAGCCCUUCUCGUUAUUCGUCUGAAAGGGAUAGGAGCCGCAGCAGAUCAUACUCUCCCUGUUACCAUCGACGGCGCAGAUCAUACUCUCCUCCCUAUUACCGUGGACGCCGCAGAUCAUACUCGAGGGGGAGGUCAAAUUCUCCGUAUUACAGGCGCAGGAGGUCUUAUUCUCGUUCCCGUUCUCCAUCCUAUAGCAGGUCUCCUGUAAGCAGGCGGGACCGUUCCUACUCCCCAUACCACAGGGACAACUCGCCUUAUUACAGAAGACGCAACAGAUAUCCACUGGAUUAUUCUCCUGAUUAUAGAUACUGUCGAAGGAGCCGAUACCGAAGCAUUUCACCCAGGUAUAGGCGGUCUUACAGGAGGAGUUACUCGCGUAGCGUCUCUUCUGGGCGCUCACGGAGCUACUCUCGCAGUCCAACCCCUAGAUACUCACGAAGAAGCUACUCUAGAAGUGCGUCGCCAUCUCCAGCGAGGAAUACAUCACCCAGAUCACUUAGGAGCUUGAAAAGGAGCAUCUCCCCGCCCAAACGUGCGCCAUCUCGUUCAUCGAGAAGCCAUUCUAGGAGUCCAAGUGCAUCUUCGUCCAGAUCUGUUAGUCCUAGGCGUUAGCUUCUAAUCUGCCUCUUCUUGUAUAAGCUUUAGGGUUGGUUAUGUGCUGGGUUUUCUCAUAUUUAGACUCACUGAGUUGGUGCAUGGAACUAUGUCAUUGUUAAUUUACUGCUAUGCUAUGUUAAUUUUUAUUAUCUGAAA